UUUGGGCCUUUUCUCAUUUUUUUACUUAACUAGUCUAGUGUUUGAAUAUUUCUUUUAAUUAAACUGCAGGGAAGAGCGUUGUGGAGAUGGAUAUUGUUGCUUCUUCAAAUGGAAUUCCAAUUCAUUGUCAACGGGACAUAAUGAUGGAGAUCCUCAGCCGGUUUCCCGUGCCUUCUCUUUUUCGAUCCAAAUGUGUUUCAAAAUCUUGGGAUAAUAUAACCUCCGACCCUUACUUUAAGAUGAAGCAUCAAAGUCGUCAUGCAUUACAUAAUUCCCUUAAAUUUCUUUUUGUCCAUCACGACUUCAAUAAGACACAUAGUUUAAACUUUUAUUAUUCUUCUUCUUUAUCAUCCUUUGAGGAUGUACAAAAAGUUGAUAUCCGUUCAAACAUUGCACCAUUUCGUUGCACAAUGUUUGCUUCUUGUGAUGGGUUGGUUCUUAUUGGAUUUGCAAAUAAAUUUCUUGAUCAGCUUAUGCUGUGGAACCCCUCCACAAGAGAAUCAAUACAACUUCCCUUCCAGAAUUUAGAAUUUUGGAUUCUAUUUUCGGAUUGGCAUACGAUGAAGCUUGUGAUGACUAUAAGAUACUUAAAGUUCACCGGUUCAAAGAGCGACACCCUGAGAAACCAACCAGUGAAAUUCUCGCGCUAAAAAGUGGUUCUUGGAAAAAAGUCUGUACCCGUUCAAGAAUCAUUUGCCCUUGGACAGAUAGCCUUGGUCGUAUGGAUCCUUUGGUAUUUGUUCAUGGAGCAUUUCAUUGGGUUGUUAGAUGGCCAUGUCCUUUUGUGGUUUCAUUAAGUAUUUCGACUGAGGUAUAUGGAAAGAUACCGUUGCUACGGAAAAAAUGUACGAGUGCGAUUUUAUUUCCCACUCUUCCAGGGAAUAUGUAACUUCCCACUCUUCCAGGGAAUAUGGCGUUACAGUAUUGGAAGGAAUGCUUUGCUUUUCUUCCACUUGUAAAUUUCAUGAGGAGGGUACUUUUAAGUUAUGGGCAAUGAAAGAAUAUGGUGUCAAGGAAUCUUGGACUGAAUUAUUUAACAUAAAUGUUCUGGUCUUUAUGUAGCCAAACCUAGAUAUAGGUUUGCAGAUGGUGAUGUACUACUCCGCUGCCGCAUAAAUGGAUGUGAGACAUUAAGGACAUCCAAAGGACCAUUUAGAUUAUGGUCCAAGUCACUCUCAACACCAGGUGACAGGGUUGAAGUAAUUAGUUUCAAGGAGAGCUUGAUCUCUCCAAAAUUACUUACUACUAUAUAAUAUUUGGCUAUGUAUGAUUGAGACCUUUUUCCCCCCUUCUGUUGAUCAUGUAACAAACUAUUGGUCUUAUAAAGUUUAUUUAGCUAUUGCUUGUCAA
This is a messenger RNA of Lycium ferocissimum, 1350 nucleotides long. Its product is annotated as putative F-box protein At1g50870. The coding region runs from base 87 to 650 and encodes 187 amino acids. The transcript has 2 exons. The record is from RefSeq and is a predicted model, not a curated record. Lineage: Eukaryota; Viridiplantae; Streptophyta; Magnoliopsida; Solanales; Solanaceae. Gene Ontology annotation, molecular function: protein binding.